AUGGAAAGUGAUGAAGUUGAAGCAGGUGAUGAAGUUGAAUUACAUGAUGAAGGACAACCUGAUAUUGCAAACAAUCUUAGGGACACUGCUACUAGUUCAAAACAGAAUGUGGUUGAGGAUUUUGUGGAGAUUGAAUGUGAAUUUUCUGAACAAGUACUAAGGAGUUUGUGUGAUUCAGAUUCAGAGGGGCAAGUUCAUGGUCCAUUAAAUGUGUUUGAAGAGAGAAAUUUAAAAAAGGAAGGGUUUAAAUUUCUGCUUGGAAUGGUGUUUAAUUCUGCUAAAGAAUUCAAGUGGGCAGUUCAAUACCAUGAAAGUCUGAGGCAGAAAGAUGUUAUGUUUAAGAAGAAUGAGGGGAGAAGAGUUAGGGUAGUGUGUAGACACCAACAUGUCUGCAACUGGUAUAUUUUUGGUUCAAAAAGCAAUCCAGGUUCUCCAUUUACUAUCAAGACUUACAAUUCUGUUGACACAUGUGGGAAUCAAGAUGAAAACAAGGUUGUAACUUCUGGUUUUUUAGCAAAAUUCUUCAAGGAAGAUUUCAGAGUGAAUACAGAAUGGGGUAGAGGACCAUUUCAGGAGCAUGUGAAGUCUAAAUUCAACUGCCAGCUAACUAGAAACCAAGCAUAUUUGGCAAAAAAGAAAGCUUUAAAGCAAAUAGAUGGACAAGACUUAGAACAAUUCAAGUUACUGAAUGACUAUUGUGAAGAACUAAGAAGAAGCAACCCUGGAAGCACUGUCAAAAUGAAAUUAGACACUGAAUUUAGUGUGAAUGGAAGGCCUAGAUUUGUUAGGAUGUACAUUUGCUUUGCAGCUUGCAAGGAAGGGUUUGUUAGGGGGUGUAGACCCAUUAUUGGGGUUGAUGGCUGCCACCUAAAGGGUCCUAAAAAAGGAGGGCAACUACUGAGUGCUAUAGCUUUAGAUGGUAAAUCCAAAAACCAUGACCAUGUCUCCUUCAACUCACCCUCAACAAUAGAUGGUGAUAAUAGCCUUUUUCCAGUAGCAUUUGCUAUUGUUGAGGGUGAGUUGAAGGAGACAUGGUCAUGGUUUUUGGAUUUAUUGGACAGUGACUUAAACAUCUCAAAUAAUCCUGGUGCUUGGACAAUCAUUUCUGAUAAACAGAAGGGCUUAAUACCUGCUGUGGAGGAACUAUUUCCAGGGCUUGAACAUAGGUUUUGUGCUAGGCAUCUACAUGCCAAUUUUAUGAAGGAUGGGUUUACAGGUCAUACCCUCAAAAUGCACUUCUGGGCAGUUUGUAAGGCUACUACUGAGGCAGAUUUUCAUGCAAAGAUGGAGGAGCUAAAGUUGGAGAAUCCUAAGGCUUUUGAAUGGUUAAGUGCAAGGGAUCCGAAACACUACUCUAGGGCAUUUUUCAGCACAUUCCCAAAGUCAGAUUUGCUACUUAAUAAUCUUUGUGAAUCUUGGAACAGUUGCAUUCUAAAUUUCAGGGAUAAGCCAAUACAAACAAUGGUUGAGAAGAUAAGGUUAUAUUUGAUGAUUAAGAUGCAAAAGAAUAGGGACAAAAUGAGUUGUCAUCCCUUCAAGGUCUGUCCAAAAAUUCAGAAAAUCCUAGAAGAAGGAAAAGACAGAUGUUGUAGAUUCAAUGCAUAUAAAUCUGUUGGUGAUAUUUACCAAGUUGAUGAUGACAAUUUCAAGCCUUUCAAGAUUGAUCUAGGUGCUAGGCAGUGUAGUUGCAGGAGAUGGGACCUCACUGGCAUACCUUGUACACAUGCCAUUGUAGCUAUAAGGAAAAAGGGUGAUAUUCCAGAAGAUUAUGUCCAUCAAUGUUAUACAGUGGAGCAGUACAUGAGAGCAUAUGGCCCUGCAAUAUUGCCUAUCCGAGCCCCAGAAUUAUGGCACAAAACUAGUGAACCACCCCCAAUCCCACCAAAGAAGAAGAGAAAGAUAGAUCCAAUUGUGGAAAAGCCAGAUCAAACAAAAUCUACUAAACAAGGUGAAGUUAAAAAGUGUAGGUUGUGUGACAUGAGAGGUCAUAAUAGGACUACUUGCAAGACAAAAGGCAAACAGGUACAAGAACCAGUGGUAGAUGAAGUAAAUGAAGAGCUGCAGGAACCUGAACAUCAUUUCCAUCAAGAGGAAUGCCAUGAUGUGGUGGUUGAGACACAAGUCCCAGAUUUUGUGCUAAAUGAAAUGGAAGCAAUGACAUCCCAACCAUCACAAGCCAUUGAAGGAAAAAAUGUGAUCCCAAGCAUGUCGAACUUUAUCUCUUCACACAUAUCAUCUCAAGCUGUAGAUCAUGGGAUUACCACUAGAAGGAAGAAAUAUGUAACUGUUGGAGGACUUAAAGGCAUGAAGAAAAAGUGA
This is a messenger RNA of Ipomoea nil (Japanese morning glory), 2319 nucleotides long. RefSeq lists its product as uncharacterized. The transcript is spliced from 3 exons. The record is from RefSeq and is a predicted model, not a curated record. Gene Ontology annotation, molecular function: zinc ion binding. Lineage: Eukaryota; Viridiplantae; Streptophyta; Magnoliopsida; Solanales; Convolvulaceae. Bases 1 to 2319 code for a protein of 772 amino acids.